AUGAAAAAGACUUUUUGUCUGCAAGUAUUUAUCAAAAGACUCCAUAGCCUGAUUCCCAGGGUCACUAAAGAUUGUGAAGAUGGGAUUCAGAUCAUAUUCCUUGAUUUCCCAGAAAUAACUAUAAAGCCACAACAUAUUGAUCCAUUCAACUCCAUGAAGGUGGGAAUUUCUUUCACGUUCAACACAUGUCAUAUAGCGGAGUUUUUAUACGAUGACGACAAGUUAAUGCGCUCAUUCCCUACGCGGUGCAACUGUAAGUUCAAGGGUAAUGAUAAUAUUCGUUGGAAGUGUAUGUGUCAAAUGAUUCAGAAAGAAAUUCCUGCAGCAUACGCAACGUGUCCAAUAAAGGAUCAAAUCACUGGUAAAACUGUAGGAUAUGUCGAAAUGACUUGUCGGGUGUUCGCUAAGGACGUGCCAAAAGAAAGAAGUCUAAAUCCAACGGACCAUGAAUUAGUUACACCUGUCAAAGUUCAAAGUAAGCCCUAUAUCGUGCGUGUUAUUGUGAAUAGAGUUGGGGAGAAAAAGACUGCUCUAGAUCUAGUGGAAAAGGAAUCACCAUCACAUACGAAAAAUCCUUCACAUAGCCACCAAAGUGAUGUCGACUGCGUAGCUAAGGUAAAUACUCUAUUGUGCACAUUGAGAUACAAUGUGGCAUACCAACUGCAGUCCAUAAGCGAAUUUAUUUCAAGAGCACUCAAACACGAUCAUGAAUGUCUUAAUAAGGUUCAACUAAGUAGAAACUCCAAGGACUUAGAAUCAGACAUUACAAAGAGUGUUGAAUACAUUGUAAAGCUAUGCAACAUUGUUCUGCAAAUUUCAAACCAACUUGCAGAAAAUGGGAACGCUUUAGAAACAACAGAACAUUUUCCAGUAGAGAUCGAGACCGCAUUAAGAAGGAAUCCUGUUAACAAGCUCCCCGUACCAACCAAAGGCAGCGUAGCACACUUUGCAAUGUACGAAGUUCUUUUCCAACUGCAAUAUGUUGGAGCGAAUCUAUCGUACGUUACCUUGGCCUAUCAUAAAGCUUUAGAGAUUCCCUUGGAUACUCUAUCAAAACAAGAUCAAACAUUUUGCCAUGAGCUCGAUCACACUAUACAGAUACUUAAUAAGCAAUUAAAUAUUCUUAUUCAAUCCACCGUGGAUGGCCGACUUGAAUCAACGACCUUUGCUUUGCCUGCAGUAGGCAAAAAGAACUCAAAUGCUGGUUCCAGCUCCAAUAUAUAUUCAUCCUCGGAUUUUUCUAAGUCAUCAUCCAGGCGGUAUAGUUCGUUUGAUAAAUCUUCGCUCAGAAGCACAAGCAAAUCAGAAGAAAGUUCGUCAACUUCACUAUCCAUGCAAACUACAGUCACACAGCGAGUCUCUUCGACACCGGUGCAAACUCAAAAGACGUCCAUUGCCGCUGAGGUCUUUACCUCAUCAGCAGCCCUAAAGGCAGCUGAGCUACAAGUAUGUCAACUUUCUGACUCAUUGGUGCCAAAUGCGCUUCCGUUGAGUAUACCUAACACACCCUCUGUAAUGCAAACCUCUAUCUCACAAACACGACCUUCAGAACCUGUUAAUAUACCCACCCUUCUCCCGUCUCCCUUCACAAUCGCCACAGUGGUUGAGUCACUGGUACAAAAGACUGCAACAACUGCAUCAUUUUUGGAUGUUGUGCCAGUUUCCCCUUUCUCGCCAACGCAGUUCGAACAAGGACUUCCUCGACAAAACCCAUCAAUGACUUCAAUCCCAGUGUCUGUCCCUAUUCCCCAUCCAGGAGGCUUUCCCCUCUCGGCUGGUGCGCGUUGGCCUAGUGCGGCCACGCUGCCCUCGAGGUCAACAGAUAGCUCGCAUUCAGAUUCGGUCUCUACCAGUAUUGACUAA
This is a messenger RNA of Phytomonas sp. Hart1, 1863 nucleotides long. NCBI's taxonomy places the organism in Eukaryota, Euglenozoa, Kinetoplastea, Trypanosomatida, Trypanosomatidae. The record is from the annotation of a GenBank genome assembly.